Molecule: messenger RNA, 2081 nt
Organism: Anolis sagrei ordinatus
Lineage: Eukaryota; Metazoa; Chordata; Lepidosauria; Squamata; Anolidae
Gene: THAP4
Product: THAP domain containing 4
Source: RefSeq, a predicted model, not a curated record
AGUCGCCCUUUGGGGCGUGGCGCGACAGCUGUGACUCGGCUGGCUCCUCCAUGUUGCUGUACGGCGGGUGAGGGGAGUGACGCCGGGGAAAGCGGGACAGAGAAGGAAGGAGAGGCCCCGGAGAUGGUCAUCUGCUGCGCGGCGCUGCACUGCUCCAACCGCCAGGGCAAGGCCUCCCGGGGCCCAGCCGCCGUCUCCUUCCACAGGUUUCCAUUAAAGGACUCAAAGCGACUGAUCCAAUGGUUGAAAGCCGUUCAGAGGGACAGCUGGACUCCCACCAAAUACUCCUUUCUCUGCAGUGAGCAUUUCACUAAGGACAGCUUCUCAAAACGGCUGGAGGACCAGCAUCGACUGUUGAAACCCACAGCCGUGCCAACUAUUUUUCAGCUUUCAGAGAAAAGGGGAGAUAGUAGGGAUUUUGUCAAAAGGAGAAGAAAGAUAGUAAACCAUACUUUGCAAGGAGAUGGCCAUCAAGCAAAGGAAGGAGGCUGUGAGGUAGUUGAGGGAAUCUUAUCAUCUGGCCAGGGCUUGAUAGUGGAAGGGACUGAAGCAAUGGAACAAGUCACACUUCAAGCUGAAAUUGGAUCCAUGUCUGAACAGGGAGAAACCUUCCAGGUCCAGCUUGAAGGUUCUCUUAGAAGAAUGUUGGCAGAUAAUUUAGUCACAAAAGUGACGCAAAAUAAGCCAGAAAAACUUUCCGUAGGUGAGUGUUCUGAAACGGUUAUCAACCCUGGGAGUUUGAAAAUGGACAAAAGUGGGGUAUCGGAGGACGACUUCACACCAUCGGUUUCAGGUGCAUGCAAAUUUAUUGGCUCCCUUCACUCUUACAGCUUUUUCUCCAAACACACCAGAGAGAGGUCAUCUCUGCCAAAGGAGCAAGUAGAAAGGAAACGGUUGAGGAGGAGCAUGGAGCCACGCUGUAGUACCAACACUGUGGAGCAGGACACUAAUUUAACUGAAGCCACUUCUACUUCCUCUCUGACGGCUAUUCCCCAGAAACCUUCCCAAAGCAUUUCUGCAUCCCCGGCCGAUCUGACCCCUAAACCGGCGGCAGAAGCCGUGGUCGGCGAAAAGGGAGAGACUGAUGCCAACCCCAUGUCCAUCAACGAGGUCAUCAUGUCUGCCUCAGGAGCCUGCAAGCUCAUUGACUCCCUCCAUUCGUACUGUUUCUCCUCCAGGCAGAGCAAAAGCCAAGUGUGCUGCUUGAGGGAGCAAGUGGAGAAGAAGAAUGGGGAGCUGAAGCAGUUGAGGCAGAAGAUCAGCCGCUCCGACAGCCAAGUUCGCAAACUGAAGGAAAAACUAGAUGAACUGAAGAGGAUCAGUUUCCCAUUCCUGAACAACUUGUUAUCCCAGGACUGUGAAACCCCCCAGAUGAAUCCUGUGAUUGAGCCUCUAUCGUGGAUGCUGGGCACCUGGCUCUCAGACCCACCAGGAGAUGGUACCUUCCCAACAAUGAAGCCCUUUCAGUACCUCGAGGAAGUGCACAUCUCUCAUGUGGGACAGCCCAUGCUGAAUUUCUCGUUCAGCGCCUUCCACCCAGACACCAGGAAACCAAUGCACAGAGAAUGUGGAUUUAUCCGUAUCAAGCCUGACACUAACAAGGUGGCCUUCAUCAGUGCUCAGAACACAGGUUUGGUGGAGGUGGAAGAAGGAGAAGUGAAUGGGCAGGAACUUUCUUUAGCUUCCCACUCAGUAGCAAGGAUCUCAUUUGCCAAGAAACCCCACGUAGAACAAAUUACUAGGAAAUUCAGGCUCAAUUCUGAUGGGAAGCUGGAGCAGACAGUCUCCAUGGCAACCACUACACAGCCCAUGACGCAGCACCUUCACAUCACCUACAAGAAAGUGACUCCAUGAAACAAAAGGAAGCGGUUUCCCUCCAGAGGCCCCAAGGCCAGGAAUAAGGGAGCCCUAUGUGAGGAGGAGGAGGACACACUGACUUUACAUCUUCCUGACCCAGUUCAUACUUGACAGCAGAAGCUACAGCUGCCGAAGGAGUCCCUUCUGAAGUUUCUGUAAUGUUAGUCUUAAAGCAAACUGAAAGCCAAUAAAGAAGCCUUUAUUUUUAAGGUGGUGGCUCAAAA